UCGAAUCUUAUUCAGGUACACGUAGUCAGAUUAUGUUAAUGAAUCCCUUACCAUCUGUUCGUCAAGCUUAUACUUCUGUUGCAUAAGAAGAGAAGCAUUGUGAAUUAGCAUCCUCUAUUAUUGUUCCAUCAGACACAGUAGUCAUGAUUGUGCUUGGUAGCAAUAACAAUAUGUCUAGGACACGACAAAACAAUCAAGGUUAUGAAAAUCGAGGCAGCAAUUUUCGCAAUCGGGAAUCAUUCAAAUCCACUUAUUGUGGUGAGGAUUAUCACAGGGAGGCAACAUGUUAUAAAAAGAAUGGUUAUCUACCUGGUCAUCCUCGAUAUAGACCUUGCAACCAGCACCAAGGCAGCAACAACAAAUUUUCUGUAACACCUGGCAACACUCCUUCUGACAAUCAUGUUGAUUCUAGUCCCACUUUCAAGGAACUUCAGUCCACCAUGCCAAAUCUUACCGAAGUUCAGUAUAUUCAGAUUCUUGUUGCCCUAAAUCCUAAACUAGUGACACCUCAGGCCAACGCAACCUCUCCUUCAGCUUCUGAUUUUGCAUCAGGAUUUGGCUACGAGGACGAUGAUUGGUGUGGGUAAGAGACGGGGUGAUCUUUACUACCUUGUGGUGCUGGCUUCUACAUCUUCAUCUCAACGCUUUGCUUGAAAUCUAACCAUCACCUCCGACCUUUGGCAUCGCCGAUUGGGACACCCUUCCUCUGCUCGUUUAUAGUAUUUAGCCAACAAUCUACCUAAUUUUUCUUUUGAUUCUCAUCAUAAAUGUGACAUUUAUCCAUUGGCUAAAAAAACACGCCAACCUUUUUUUCUAGUUUAAGUUCUACUUCCAAG
Molecule: messenger RNA, 836 nt
Organism: Rosa rugosa (rugosa rose)
Lineage: Eukaryota; Viridiplantae; Streptophyta; Magnoliopsida; Rosales; Rosaceae
Exons: 2
Coding region: 144-587 (147 amino acids)
Source: RefSeq, a predicted model, not a curated record